CGUCCCGGCGAUCACAUGACAGCCGAGCAGUGGAGUCACAGGAUAUUCACGUGAACGUCGAGUACGAAUCACGUUCACUCUGUUGAGCAAACUGUCUACGGACUCAUAGAGAUUCACAGCUCGACAGAAAAACUCUCGACGUCUAGUGCUUCGAUUGAUUUCUGACGGAAGCACAAAAAAAUGUCACUCCCGAAGGUUGCGGACGCGAAGGAGUCGGACUAUGGAUACGUCCAUGCAGUUUCGGGUCCUGUCGUUACGGCCCGAGACAUGGACGGAGCGGCCAUGUACGAAUUGGUUCGGGUCGGACACGACGAACUUGUCGGUGAAAUUAUCAAGCUUGAAGGAGGCAUGGCCACCAUCCAGGUAUACGAAGAAACGUCCGGUGUCACCGUCGGCGAUCCCGUGCUCAGAACGCGCAAACCCCUCUCUGUGGAGUUGGGCCCAGGAAUCAUGAACUCGAUCUUUGACGGUAUCCAGCGUCCUCUGCGAGACAUCGGCGUGCUCACCGACUCGAUCUACAUUCCAAAAGGAGUCAACGUGCCGGCCCUGCCCCGAGACACUCAGUGGGAAUUCAAUCCCGCGAACAUCAAAAUCGGUUCUCACAUGACUGGGGGCGAUGUUUUCGGAACGGUUGUCGAAAACUCGAUGAUCAACCACAAGAUCAUGCUCGAACCCAAAGCCCGUGGAACGGUCACUUACAUCGCGGCUCCGGGCAACUACACAGUCGAAGACGUCGUUCUGGAGACAGAAUUCGACGGAGAGAAGAAGAAGUACACGAUGUUGCAGGUUUGGCCCGUGCGUCAACCUCGACCGACCGCUGAGAAAUUGGCGGCCAACUACCCUCUGCUGACUGGACAAAGAGUUCUAGACUCUCUGUUCCCCUGCGUACAAGGAGGGACCACCGCUAUUCCCGGUGCCUUCGGAUGUGGAAAAACUGUGAUCUCACAGUCGCUGUCCAAGUAUUCUAACUCCGACGCCAUUAUUUACGUCGGUUGCGGAGAGCGUGGAAACGAAAUGGCUGAGGUACUCCGGGAUUUCCCUGAGCUGACGACCGAAGUCGAUGGACAACAGGUGUCCAUCAUGCAGCGUACCGCUCUCGUAGCCAACACCUCGAACAUGCCUGUGGCUGCUCGAGAAGCUUCCAUCUACACAGGUAUCACUCUGUCCGAGUACUUCCGUGAUAUGGGUUACAACGUGGCCAUGAUGGCCGAUUCGACCUCUCGUUGGGCCGAGGCUCUUCGUGAAAUCUCGGGUCGUCUGGCUGAAAUGCCUGCCGAUUCCGGUUAUCCUGCAUAUCUGUCCGCAAGAUUGGCCUCUUUCUACGAACGUUCUGGCCGAGUCAAGUGCCUCGGUAACCCCGAGAGAGAGGGUUCCGUCACCAUCGUCGGAGCCGUAUCUCCUCCCGGAGGAGAUUUCUCCGAUCCCGUCACUUCCGCGACUCUAUCCAUCGUACAGGUGUUCUGGGGUCUGGAUAAAAAACUCGCCCAACGUAAACAUUUCCCCUCGGUCAAUUGGUUGAUCUCGUACUCGAAGUACACCAACGCUUUGGACGAGUAUUACGACAAGCACUACCCUGACUUCACAGCCCUCAGGAAUAAGUGCCAAAGGAUUUUGCAAGAAGAAGAAGAACUGUCAGAAAUUGUGCAGCUGGUCGGAAAAGCAUCUCUUGGUGAGCGGGAGAAGAUCACUCUCGAAGUUGCCAAGUUGAUCAAAGACGAUUUCUUGCAGCAGAACGGGUACACCCCCUACGACAGAUAUUGUCCUUUCUACAAGAGUGUUGGAAUGUUGAGAAACAUGUUGGGCUUCUACGACAUGGCCUGUCAUGCGGUCGACUCAACACAACAAAGCGAGAAUAAGAUCACGUGGAACGUCAUUCGAGAGGCUAUGGGUGAGACCCUGUAUCAACUGACGUCGAUGAAGUUCAAGGACCCGAAAGCCGAGACUCAAGAGAAGAUCCUGAAGGACUACGAAGAGUUGUACGACAACAUGCAGCAAGCAUUCCGCAACCUCGAGGACUAAACUCAAUGAAGUGAAGAAAAAUAUCAAAUCCAGCUCGAUUCACGAAACCAUGUUAUUACCUAUUAAGUUUAGAGUUCCACGGAAGAGCUCUCUGAUUCAAGGCCGCCGAUUUAUUCAAUUGGUAAACAUCAAAUCGAAUAUCGCGACAUGGGGAGCCAGACGUCUUUUCCCUCGAGCUCUGUGACGAGGAGACGUCCUGACCUACAGUAUCAAAUGUUAGAUCGAUAGAUGAAGUUGACAGGAGGAAUACAUCUCACUCUGGUAUAUUACACCGUGUAGCGUCUUCAAGGUCUUCCCCCCGCAAUGUUUUCCCUCGUCUGUUUCCUUUCCGCCCCGGAACGAAUCUGGAAGCGAGAUUCUACGUCGAACUAGUACAAUUGCAAAAGUGUGAAAUGCGUGAUUUUUCCGUUCGGUUAGACAGGUGAUGAUAUCCAAUGGGGCUCGAACCGUUCCAACGUUCGUCGCUACCCUCGAUCGCGUAGCUUUGCUCUCCGAUUCCAUCCAACUCCGGCCUUCCCGUAGGAUGGAUCCCGGCUCUAAACGUAUCAGGCAGGACGCGAGCAAAGGAACUUUGGAACGUCAGGGUCUAGUCAGCAACCGGUAAUGACGAUGUCGUCGUGCUCAGCUUGUGAUUUUGGUAUGAUAAAAAAGUUGAUCGAUAAUAUAUCUCUGAGACAUUCAGCGAUCAGCGGCAAAGCGAUUCGGAACAUCGACUGUGAAAUGCCGAUGAUGAGGUCGCUCUCGCCGGAUGUCGCCGCUAACUUUUCCGAGCCGCCUCGGAUGAGCAGCGAAGCAGCUGGAUAUCCUAAGUUGCACAUUCCUCGUUCGCGGGACGACCGCUGACGGAACCCAUUACUUAGAAGGCUGCCCGGUAUUACCUUCAGUGACAAUUGUAUUCUCCGCUCUGGUUGCGACAGAUUUACCGUUUCGAUUGCGGCAGCGAAACGCGGGUGACUUCACUUUUGUCUCGAGCAAUAUACGAUAUUUCGUAUCAAAGCGUAAGAGAAGUUCCGUCGUUCCUCGAAUGAUUGGUUUUUUGACUGAGUGAGAGAUUGAUAUAGCUGACAUCGAACUAAUAAAAUUAUGUUCUGU
This is a messenger RNA of Galendromus occidentalis (western predatory mite), 3111 nucleotides long. Its product is annotated as V-type proton ATPase catalytic subunit A. The transcript has 10 exons. Gene Ontology annotation, molecular function: ATP binding; proton-transporting ATPase activity, rotational mechanism; ATP hydrolysis activity. Lineage: Eukaryota; Metazoa; Arthropoda; Arachnida; Mesostigmata; Phytoseiidae. The record is from RefSeq and is a predicted model, not a curated record. The coding region runs from base 181 to 2019 and encodes 612 amino acids. Gene Ontology annotation, biological process: ATP metabolic process; proton transmembrane transport. Gene Ontology annotation, cellular component: lysosomal membrane; proton-transporting V-type ATPase, V1 domain.